Molecule: messenger RNA, 2291 nt
Organism: Panicum virgatum (switchgrass)
Lineage: Eukaryota; Viridiplantae; Streptophyta; Magnoliopsida; Poales; Poaceae
Product: calcium-dependent protein kinase 17-like
Exons: 8
Coding region: 121-1824 (567 amino acids)
Biological process (GO): protein autophosphorylation; intracellular signal transduction; peptidyl-serine phosphorylation
Cellular component (GO): nucleus; cytoplasm
Molecular function (GO): calcium ion binding; calcium/calmodulin-dependent protein kinase activity; ATP binding
Source: RefSeq, a predicted model, not a curated record
CCGGCCAUUCCCUCCCCAAAAUCCUCCCUCCAUCCAACCAAUCCCCCACCGUGCUCGCCGCCCAAAUGCCGCCGCGGGCCGCCUAGGGUUCCGGCGGCCGCCGCCCCCCUCGCCGGUGCGAUGGGGAAUACCUGCGUCGGCCCCAGCGCCUCCUCGGACCGCCACAGCUUCUUCAACUCCGUCUCCCUCGCCGUGCUCUGGCGCCCCGACGCCGCCCGCGCCGAGCCCUCCCCGGCCUCCGAGCCCACCCCCUCCACUCCUCCCCCAACCUCCUCCAGAGCCCCCGACCCGGUCAUCAUCUCCGAAUCCGAGCACUCGCCCCACAACCCGAACGGCAAGCCCAGGCCCAAGCCCAAGGUGAAGCGCGUGCAGAGCGCCGGCCUCCUCGUCGGGUCCGUCCUAAGGAGGGACUCCGAGCGGCUCAAGGACAUCUACACCCUGGGCAAGAAGCUCGGGCAGGGGCAGUUCGGCACCACCUACCAGUGCGUCGAGAAGGCGACGGGGAAGCAGUUCGCGUGCAAGUCCAUCGCCAAGCGGAAGCUCAUCACCGACGAGGACGUCGAGGACGUGCGCCGCGAGAUACAGAUCAUGCACCACCUCGCCGGCCACCCCAACGUCGUCUCCAUCGUGGGGGCCUACGAGGACGCGGUCGCCGUGCACCUCGUCAUGGAGCUCUGCGCGGGAGGGGAGCUGUUCGACAGGAUCAUACAGCGGGGGCACUACUCUGAGAAAGCCGCCGCGCAGCUGGCGCGGGUGAUCAUUGGGGUUGUCGAAGCUUGCCAUUCCCUCGGGGUGAUGCACAGAGACUUAAAGCCGGAGAAUUUCUUGUUUGUGAACCAAAAGGAGGACGCGCCGUUAAAGGCUAUCGAUUUCGGCCUUUCCAUCUUCUUCAAACCAGGUGAAAAAAUUUCGGAUGUCGUUGGAAGUCCUUACUAUGUUGCUCCUGAGGUUCUGAUGAAAGACUAUGGCUGCAAGGUGGAUGUGUGGAGCGCAGGUGUAAUAAUUUAUAUCUUGUUGAGUGGGGUUCCUCCAUUUUGGGAUGAAACUGAACAAGGAAUAUUUGAUCAAGUUCUAAAAGGCGAACUUGAUUUUUCAUCCGAUCCCUGGCCCAGUAUUUCAGAGAGUGCAAAGGAUUUGGUUAGGAAGAUGCUAGACCGUGAUCCCAGGAAGAGAUUGACUGCACAUGAAGCUCUUCGUCAUCCCUGGGUUUGUGUUGAUGGAGUUGCUCCGGACAAACCUCUGGAUCCUGCUGUCUUAACCAGAUUGAAACAGUUUUCUGCGAUGAAUAAACUAAAGAAGAUGGCCCUUAGGGUCAUUGCUGAGAAUUUGUCCGAAGAUGAAAUUGCAGGAUUGAGAGAAAUGUUCAAAAUGCUGGACACUGACAAUAGUGGGCAGAUCACAUUGGAGGAACUAAAAAGUGGCUUAAAGAGAGUUGGUGCUAACUUAAAGGACUCGGAAAUUGUAACACUAAUGAAAGCGGCAGAUAUCGAUAACAGUGGUUCCAUUGAUUACGGAGAGUUCCUUGCUGCAACUUUACAUCUGAACAAAGUUGAACGAGAAGAUAAUCUCUUCGCAGCGUUCUCAUACUUUGAUAAAGAUGGCAGUGGUUACAUUACUCAUGAUGAGAUACAAAAGGCAUGUGAGGAGUUUGGUAUACGAGAUACACACCUAGAAGAUAUCAUCCGCGACAUUGAUCAAGACAAUGAUGGCCGGAUCGACUACAAUGAAUUUGUAAUGAUGAUGCAGAAGGGAAAUAACCCACUAGGGAAAAAGGGUCACGCCCAGAUGAGCUUUGGUCUUAGGGAAGCAUUGAAGCUUGGCUAAAGGCAUGCUCGAUCCUCAGUGUAAAGUGCCAUUGAGCAUUAUAUGCCAACUAUAGCUGAGAAAAUGAGGCUCGGGACCUUGGUACUCCGGUACCGAAGGUGGAGUGACAUGGUCGGGUCUGUCAACCGAGCAUGCUGCAUGCAGGAAAAUAGUGGCAGAUUUUUUCAGAGUUCAUCUUAAAUACUGAAACGUCCUUGAUCCUCCACCAUGUACAGACUUUUUCCAGGAGGGACAGGAAUAGCGGAUGUGUUUUCCAUGACCUUUCUUUGCCUGUUCUGAAGCCCAGCUUCUGGAUGCUCCACAUGGCGCGUGAAUGUUGUACAGCGUAGCAUGUUGCAUGAUCGGACAAUGUGUGUGGAAGUGUGUUCUAUCUGUGCAGUCCUUGUUAUAUAUGCUGUAAGAAUAGGCUGUACGCCUGUACUGUGAGAAAUCUACAUCAAUUAAAUGAUUUUUUAGUGUACAUUUCA